Molecule: messenger RNA, 519 nt
Organism: Salvia miltiorrhiza (redroot sage)
Lineage: Eukaryota; Viridiplantae; Streptophyta; Magnoliopsida; Lamiales; Lamiaceae
Exons: 2
Coding region: 1-519 (172 amino acids)
Molecular function (GO): zinc ion binding
Source: RefSeq, a predicted model, not a curated record
AUGUCUAGGAUCAGAGAUAGAAAAGGCAAUGUUGAUUCUUGGAAAAAUGAUCGGUCUACUGCUAGCUUGAAGUUAUUUGAACUUGCUAAAUCUGAAUCAAUGACAUGCAAUGUCAUUUGGAAUGGUGAAGAUGGUUAUGAGAUUGGAGAGGGUGAGGAUAAGCAUACUGUGUCUCUAGAUAAUAAGCUGUGUACAUGUAGGGUAUGGGAGCUAACUGGUGUCCCUUGUAGUCAUGCCUUGGCUGCCAUGUACUCUUCUGGAUUGGAUCCAUUGAGUGUUAUGUCCAAUUGGUAUCAUAAAUCAAUGUUUGUCAAGAGUUAUGAGCAUUCUAUCAAGCCGGUUCUAGGUGUUAAGUUCUGGAAAGUUAGAGAGGUUGAUGGCAUAGAACCACCUCCCGUUGAGAAGAAAACUGGGAGGCCAAGGAAGAUGAGGGUCAGGGCUCCAAAUGAGCCUAAGAAGAGUCACAAAUUGUCAAGAAGAGGACAAAAGCAACACUGCAGCAUAUGCAAAAUGUUCUGA